Molecule: messenger RNA, 2229 nt
Organism: Danaus chrysippus (African queen)
Lineage: Eukaryota; Metazoa; Arthropoda; Insecta; Lepidoptera; Nymphalidae
Source: the annotation of a GenBank genome assembly
AUGUCUGUAAGAGACAAAUGGGUCCGCCGGUUUUCUGUUGAUGAAACGGCAAAACACAAUAAUGGUUUUACAAUAUACAAGAUCACGUCUGUGUUAUUCCCGAUCGAGUCACCAGAAGCAGUGACAGUUAUAUCAGUAUGGAAGAGAUACAGUGAUGUCCAACAACUUCAUAAGUCAAUGAAGUCGUUACACGCGGGACUUCAUUUACGAGGAGUGUUCCCGAACCUCGCUCGUAAUAGCUUCUUUAAGAGAUUCAGUCCUGAAGUCAUUGAAGAGAGAGCUAAAACAAUCAAGGUUCUUCUUGAGUUUGUAGCGGAGCAUAGAUUAUUGUUUACUAGCACUGAUUUUGUUAACUUUUUACAGACUGGUUAUCCUGAGCCUAAGCCUAUGGGUGUUAUAGACACUAUAAGAUCAUCACUACACCUUCCUAUAGAAGAAACUCCUCCAUUAGAAUACCAAAGUGAUAAUGAAAGAGUUCAAUCAAGUCAAUCACCAGUUAUUCAAAGCGAUAUACAAGACGUAUCACAAAUACCAAUAUACGAAGCAGCCGACGUUGAAAUACGAGAAUCACCAAAGAGUUUAUCAAACAGUUUCGAAUCGAUAACCUCCUUGGAGAGUUUCGACAGUGACAUUUACGAUGACAUUUCAAAAGUCAGCGUUGACAGCCGGGCACAGGUUAAAAAAAACCUGCCUGAUCUUAUUAAUUUCGACGAACCGAGCUGUUCGAAAUUUGAAAAUUAUCAUAGUGUGAGGAAAUAUGACGCUGUCUCAAUGACAUCUGGUUCAAGUUCUCUGUCUCGCUCUAACACAGAAUGUAAGACAAGGACGGAAGAUAGCUAUAUUUUCGAAGCAGGCUAUAUGUUGAAUUUGGCGGCGCGUUGCGAAGAUAUGAACGACUACCAAAGAGCCUUCGAAUGUUACAAAUCUGGUAUAGAGAAGAUGUUGAUUGGAGUUCAGUCGGAUCCUGAUUCUCAUCGGAGAAAUCUAAUAAAGGAGAAAACCCAUAAAUAUCUGACACACGCUGAAGAAAUCUACAACAAACACCUCACUGACAUAGAACACAAGCCUGAGGCCCCGCCGCCUUGCCCUUCCCCUCCUCCCCUCAGCCGUCCCCCCGCGGCCCUCUCCUCAUACAGGGUGCUCGCGGCGCUAGGAACGAGGGUGUUGUUAGUGUUGGACGAUCAUGAUAGAACGUGCUAUGCUAUGAAGGUGAUACAAAAAAUACCCAACAAUCUGACCGAAUUCGACGAAUACUUCCAACGAGGAGACGAGACUCGACAAGUGAUACUACCUUCAGAUGUACCGGGAGUAGUUCAACUACAUUCAUAUAUAGAAACUACUGACCUAAUAUUCCUCAUACUUACAUACACUCCCGGGGUCAAACUAUUCGACUACAUACGAAACCAUUCGAAGUCAACCAACACACUACACAAAGAGGUCAACUUAGAAAACGUGUUCACUGACCCGAUUAACAAGAACACGGGAAUUAACGAAAUUAACGAGUUUAACAGGAUUAACGAUGACGUUAACGAGAAUAUAAACUAUGAUGUAUCGGUCAAAGAAUUGGUGGUUAACUCGCAGAAGUUAUUGAUUAAUGUGGAUAAGGCUUUGACGGAUGACGUCACGAUUAGAAAAAGUGAGGAGGGGGGAGAAAAUAUAGUGGAGGGGGGUACGGACGGCGACACGUAUAAUAAGACUCCUCUGCCUCCCGGCGCCGUCCGUCGCUGGUGUGCGGGAGUACUAGUGGCGAUACACGGACUACACACACAGGGAGUAGUGUGCAGGGACCUCUCCCCCUCCAACGUGCUGCUCUCCAGCGGCGGGCGCGUGUCUCUAACAUACUUCCCCGGCUACGACUCAGCGACCUUCCAGUCCAAGCUACACUCUGUCCCCCGGAGUCGCUCGUUGUACUUAGCUCCUGAACUAACCGCAAGGGUCCCGUGUGAUGAUAACCAUCUCUGUGAUUAUUGGAGCUUGGGAGCUAUUAUGUAUUACCUCAUAUGCGGAUUUCCCCUGUCUACUCAUCACAAUGUAUUCACAAGUCACACCAUACUGUACUUACCUGAGGAGCUAAGUGUUGAAGAGGAGUCUAUACUUACACAGUUACUAACAUACGAGCCAUCGGAGAGGUUGGGUUCCGGAGAAACCGGUGUCGAAGAAAUAAAACAACAUCCAUACUUCAAGAAUAUUGACUGGGAGGAGUUUUAUACACAACAAUAUAACAAUUAA